Molecule: messenger RNA, 1449 nt
Organism: Zootoca vivipara (common lizard)
Lineage: Eukaryota; Metazoa; Chordata; Lepidosauria; Squamata; Lacertidae
Source: RefSeq, a predicted model, not a curated record
GCAAGGUAGGAGCAGGCGGAGGCUGGCCGGCCGCUCUGACAAUAGGGGCGGGCCGAGGGCACGACGCGGCUGGGCGGGCGGCCUCGCCUCGCUGCGGAGCGCCGGCCGAGGGAUCGGCAGCCCGAGGAGCCGCGGAGAGGAAGGAGGAGGAGAGAAAAGCCAUCCCCGGCUGCCCGUCCGCCUGACCGGCUUGCAGCAGCAGCAGGAGGCGGGGAAAAGCCGUUGUAGCUGUCGUCGCUGAAGAUGUCCAAUAAUGGCCUAGAAGCAGAAGACAAGCCUCCAGCUCCUCCGAUGAGGAACACCAGCACUAUGAUAGGCAGCGGGAGCAAAGAGGCCGGACCCUUGAACCACGGCUCCAAACCUUUGCCUCCUAAUCCGGAAGAGAAGAAGAAGAGGGACCGCUUUUACCGCUCCAUCUUACCGGGAGACAAAACCAACAAGAAGAAAGAGAAAGAGCGCCCCGAGAUCUCCCUCCCUUCCGACUUUGAGCACACGAUUCACGUUGGGUUUGAUGCCGUCACAGGCGAAUUCACAGGGAUGCCUGAGCAAUGGGCCCGCUUGCUGCAAACCUCCAACAUCACCAAAUCGGAGCAGAAGAAGAACCCUCAGGCCGUGCUCGACGUGCUAGAGUUCUACAAUUCCAAAAAGACCUCCAAUAGCCAGAAGUAUAUGAGCUUCACAGAUAAAUCUGCAGAAGACUAUACCUCCUCCAACACACUGAAUGUGAAGGCGGUGUCCGAGACCCCCGCCGUCCCCCCUGUGUCGGAGGACGAAGAUGAUGAGGACGAUGCCGCCCCUCCCCCAGUCAUCGCUCCCCGGCCCGAGCACACGAAGUCCAUAUACACCCGGUCGGUGAUCGAACCCCUUCCUCCAGCCCCGACCCGGGACGUGGCCACCUCUCCAAUCCCCUCGCCUUCCGAAAACAGCACGACCCCUCCAGACACGUUGGCGAGGAGUACGGAGAAGCAGAAAAAGAAACCCAAAAUGACAGACGAGGAAAUCUUGGAGAAAUUAAGAGGUAUUGUGAGUGUGGGUGACCCCAAGAAGAAAUAUACAAGUUUUGAGAAGAUCGGGCAAGGAGCUUCAGGGACAGUUUACACGGCGAUCGAUGUAGCUACAGGACAGGAGGUUGCAAUUAAGCAGAUGAACUUGCAGCAACAGCCGAAGAAGGAGCUGAUAAUUAAUGAAAUUCUCGUCAUGAGGGAAAACAAGAACCCCAACAUUGUCAACUAUCUGGACAGUUAUCUCGUGGGGGAUGAAUUGUGGGUAGUCAUGGAAUAUUUGGCAGGCGGCUCCUUGACAGACGUGGUGACAGAGACCUGCAUGGAUGAAGGGCAGAUUGCCGCCGUGUGCCGGGAGUGUCUCCAGGCAUUGGAAUUCCUCCAUGCCAACCAAGUCAUCCACCGGGACAUCAAGAGCGACAAUAUCUUGCUGGGGAUGGAUGGCUCU